Abrus precatorius (Indian licorice) is the source of this 2964-nucleotide messenger RNA. RefSeq names its product putative pentatricopeptide repeat-containing protein At3g18840. Lineage: Eukaryota; Viridiplantae; Streptophyta; Magnoliopsida; Fabales; Fabaceae. The record is from RefSeq and is a predicted model, not a curated record. Gene Ontology annotation, biological process: RNA modification. Bases 49 to 2112 code for a protein of 687 amino acids. The transcript has 2 exons. Gene Ontology annotation, molecular function: RNA binding; protein binding.
AAACAGUACUUACAUUUUCAAAAGGAAUAACAAGUGCCUUGGUUUGAAAUGCCAAUGAGGUCUCUGAGGGUAAGAGAUGCUCUGGUAUACCGUGAACAUGUCGAUGCAAUAAAAUCUGGUUUGGUGUCAAGCAUCUUCACUUGCAAUCAACUCGUUCACCUUUAUUCCAACCAUGGCCUUUUGCACGAGGCUCACAAACUGUUCGAUGAAAUGCCCCAGCCAAAUGUAUUCUCUUGGAAUGCCAUAAUUAUGGCUUACAUAAAAGCACACAACUUGACUCAAGCACGAGCCCUUUUUGACUCUGCCUCUCGCAGAGAUUUAGUUUCCUAUAAUUUAAUGUUGUCAGCUUAUGUUGGUGCUGAUGGGUAUGAGAAUGAAGCACUUGAUUUGUUUACUAGAAUGCAAUCUUCACGUGACACAAUUGGGAUUGAUGACUUCACUCUCACUACCAUGCUUAACCUUACUGCCAAACUACUCGUGGUGUGUUAUGGGAAGCAGAUGCAUUCAUAUAUGGUGAAAACUGCAAAUGAUUUAAGUAAGUUUGCUGUGAGUUCUCUCAUAGACAUGUACUCUAAAUGUGGUUCCUUUUGUGAAGCAUUCGAUGUAUUCAAUGGUUGUGAUGGGAUGAUAGACUUGGUUUCAAAGAAUGCAAUGGUUGCAGCUUGUUGUAGGGAAGGAAAGAUGGACAUGGCUUUAAAUGUAUUUUGGAAAUAUCCUGAAUUAAAUGAUACCGUGUCUUGGAACACAUUGAUUGCAGGAUAUGCCCAAAAUGGCUAUAUGGAGAAAUCACUUACCUUGUUUGUUGAGAUGAUGGAAAAUGGUAUUGAUUUCAGUGAACACGCUAUAUCAAGUGUUUUGAGUGCCUGCUCUGGUCUAAAAUCAUUGAAACUCGGCAAGUCUGUCCAUGCUUGGGUGUUGAAAAAUGGUUACAGUUCAAAUCAAUUUAUUAGCAGUGGCAUUGUCGACUUCUACUCUAAAUGCGGGAAUGUUAGAUAUGCAGAUUCAGUGUAUACAGAAAUUGGGAUUAAAAGCCCAUUUGCAGCUGCUUCCUUGAUUGCAGGCUAUUCAUCUCAAGGCAACAUGACAGAAGCCCAAAGACUUUUUGAUUCACUGUCAGAAAGAAACAUUGUUGUCUGGACAGCUCUAUGUUCAGGUUAUGUCAAAUCACAACAAUGUGAGGCAGUCUUCAAACUUUUCAGGGAGUUUAGAACUAAAGAAGCACUAGUUCCUGAUGCAAUGAUCAUUAUAAGUGUGCUUGGUGCCUGUACCACGCUAGCUGCUCUUUGUUUGGGAAAGCAAAUUCAUGCUUACAUGUGGAGAAUGAAACUUAAGAUGAAUGAAAAAUUGCUGAGUGCUUUGGUUGAUAUGUACUCAAAAUGUGGGAAUAUCACAUAUGCCGAGAAACUCUUCCAACUAGUCACUGAUAGCGAUAGAGAUGCAAUCUUAUAUAAUGUCAUGAUAGCUGGUUAUGCUCAUCAUGGCUUUGAAAAUAAAGCGAUUCAGCUUUUUCAGGAAAUGUUGAAGAAAAGUGUCAAGCCGGAUGCAGUCACUUUUGUUGCGCUUCUAUCAGCUUGUCGACACCGUGGAUUAGUAGAACAAGGAGAGGAAUUUUUUAUUUCCAUGGAAGAAGAUUACAGUGUAUUGCCUGAAAUUUACCACUAUGCGUGUAUGGUUGAUAUGUAUGGAAGGGCUAAUCAACUAGAAACGGCAGUAGAAUUCAUGAGGAAGAUUCCCAUACAGAUAGAUGCUACAAUCUGGGGAGCAUUUCUUAAUGCUUGUCAGAUGAGCAGUAAUACUGCACUUGUCAAACAGGUAGGAGAGAACCUAUUAAAUGUUGAGGUAGAUAACGGGUCUAGAUAUGUGCAAUUGGCGAAUGCCUAUGCUUCCAGAGGGAAAUGGGAUGAGAUGGGACAAAUAAGAAAGAAAAUGAGAGGGAACGAAGCUAAGAAGCUUGCUGGUUGCAGUUGGAUAUAUGUGGAAAAUGGUAUUCAUGUAUUUACUUCUGGUGAUACAUCUCAUUCAAAAGCAGAUAUAAUAUAUUCAACUUUGGCAUGCUUGAACGGAAAAAUGCAUUUAUCUUUCGCAGAAAUGAAGCGACUUUAUGAAAUUUAGGGUGAUGUUGAGGAUAUACUUUGAUGGUCAACUAGCCAAUGCCACUCAAAGUGGAUACCCUGCCAUGUAGAGAUCAUAAGACCACCAUUCAAUACAGCAUGCUUAUAGAUACUAUUGCAUCAAGGAAUUGAGUUUAUACUCAAUCAAAAUUAUAGUACUACUGUGAAAGUUAUUGGCAGACCUUACUUUUUCAUGAAAGCGUGAACGGAAGAGAUGUAUAAGAGUUUUUGACAGACUGAGACUACUUCACCUUUUCACCAACCUAGCCAAUUCAUCAUCCUGCUACUUCACCUUUACACCAAUACCAGAAUAUAUUGGCAAGUGCAGUAAGGUACAACAAAGAACCUUAAGUUGGCAAAAUGACUUAUAAAUCGAUUAUCAGGAUGCAAACUUCUGUGAAGGCAGUUAUUCAAGACAGAAAUGUUGUUGUUUUUCAAGCUACAUGACCAACAGUGUCUCAUAUUUGGUGACAUAUGGAGUAAAGAAGGACUAAGCUCAUUGAUUAUGAAAGUUCAUGGUGAGGUGAUUUUAUCCUUAAGCAUGUCGGUGCUACAGUCGGUGAUUUGAAGCAUGCGGAUGACAAAGUAGGAACAUUUCCUGAAUUCUUAUGCUUUAGUUCGGUUUUCAAGCAUGUGAGGAGCUAGGGCUGUUGUAGCUGGCUGUUGAGUGUUGACUUUCUUGCUUUAUGCCAUUCUUUGGGGACGAAUAACAUGAGUCCAUUAUUCACCUAGGGUAGUUUUGCUGUGCCUUCAUGUUAAGUGUUUCCAAAGGAUUUGCUCGGGUCCUUGGAGAUCCUUGGAGAUACUUUAGAUACAUUUGGCUUGUUAUGUUUAUGGUUAUCUGAAAAUUAAU